This is a messenger RNA of Mytilus trossulus (common blue mussel), 1375 nucleotides long. RefSeq names its product pre-rRNA-processing protein TSR2 homolog. Gene Ontology annotation, cellular component: nucleus. The transcript is spliced from 6 exons. The coding region runs from base 169 to 762 and encodes 197 amino acids. NCBI's taxonomy places the organism in Eukaryota, Metazoa, Mollusca, Bivalvia, Mytilida, Mytilidae. The record is from RefSeq and is a predicted model, not a curated record. Gene Ontology annotation, biological process: maturation of SSU-rRNA from tricistronic rRNA transcript (SSU-rRNA, 5.8S rRNA, LSU-rRNA).
GCAAAUAAUAAAAAUACAACAACUGAUGAACAUGCAACGCAAAAUUUCAGUAAAAACCUCUUUUUUCCAGUCAUUUUCACAAUUUUUUACAGCUAUAAAAACCGGAUGUUGACAUUUUUCGGAGGAUUUUUAUUUUGAAGACUCUAGAGGGGUUCCAAAUUAUUUGGAAUGGCAACCUCGGCGAAUACCACGCUGUUUGAGACUUCACUUAGUCAAAUUUUGGACAGCUGGACUGUCCUUAAGUUGGCAGUGGAGCAUGGGUUUGGUGGAGGUGAGAGCAGAGAAAAGGCUGAAUGGAUGGUAUUAGCAAUAGAACAGUGGUUCAAAGAAAAUAAAAACCUUGAUCCUUAUGAAGUAGAAGAAUUUCUAGCAGAUAUCCUCAAUGCAGAAUUUGAUACAAUAGCAGAUGAUGGUAGUUUAUCUGAGAUUGCUGCCAUGAUAUGUGGUGUUCACAGACUAUGUAGUAACGGAGAUGAACCUGCUGUACGACAGAGAUUACAACACUUACAAAAACCCUCAUUAAAACAGUGUGCCAGAGCUCCUAGUGAUGAUGAAGAGGACAAUGAUGAAGAUGAUAUGGAUACUGGCCAUACACAUCACCAAAACUCUACACACCGCCAGAACUUAUCAAAUCACCAAACACAACCAUCACAGUCAGAAGGUGUCUCAUCAGAAUCUAUAACAAAUGGAACUACAUCAAAUGAAACAGAAAUGGAAGACGAUGGAUGGACAACUAUUCACAAAGGAAAAAGAAGAAAAUAACUUGUAUAUUAUAGACAUUGUGUUGAUAUGUAUGUGAAAUGAUUAUAUAAUAUUUAUGAAUGAUAAUAGUCACUGCUUUAUAUUUAAAAACAAUUUGAUGAAAUUUAUCUAAAUGUUCUGCAGAUUUAUGUGAUGCUUGAAGUGUUAUUGAAACAGCUUGCGGUAUACUGGAAUAUUAUUGUUGGCUGCUAUUGAUUCAAUUGAAAUGUGCUUUUUUUAAUGCUCUAGAUACCAUAGUAUUGGGUCAUUAUGUUUUCUGGUCUGUGAAGUAGAUUGCUAUCUCAUUUAUUAGUGUAUUAAACCUGGGUGUUUUUAUCUGAAAUGAUUGUUAUAAUGAAAGACAACCAAGUAUAUUAUUCUCUGAAUUCGUUUGGCAUUAAAUCAUGCAUGUUAAUUAAAGUAAGAAUUUAUCCAAUUUAUUGUUAGCAGUUCAAACAGAGAACUGAGUAAUUUGGGAAUCAACUGAUUUGUUUCAAUGUUCUGAAUUAGGUCAACUACUGUAUGUUUUAACUUAAAUAUUGAGAACAUCUUGUAUUGUUUGUUAUUGUUAAUGUUUGAUACUGUUAAGAUAGAUCAAAUGCAUUAAGAUGAAUUAAACCAUUUUACAAAACCA